GGAUAUCGUGUAUGAGACUGGAUUAAUUUUCUGAUACUUGAAUAGAUGGCACCACGUUUAACAUAUUUGGUUUCCCUCUAUGGAAUUACACAUAUACAUAGGAAUAUUUUUAAAUCAAUAGUUUUCGCUAAAUUGAACAUAGAAAUGCAGUCCAUGAAACAGUGUGUACAACGAUUUAUGACAAAUAACGUAUUUAUUGCAAAUAAUUUGAAUCGUUUAUCUACUAUACAAAGAUCAUAUUACGGAUAUAGAGAUGAACCUGAACGUCCAAGCUUUCUUAAGUACAACAAAACCAUCUUUCCACCACAAAAACCUGGUGAAGAGAAGAGACCUGGUUAUGUGUGUCACAUGAAAAAGAAUAUAAAAUACAGUCCAUUAAGCAUGUGGUAUAUUUCUUCUUUUGUAAGAGGUAUGACUGUGGAUGAGGCUGUUAAACAAUUAAGUUUUCUGAAAAAGAAAGGUGCAGCGAUAGCAAAAGAAGUUAUAUUAGAAGCACAACGCAUGGCUGUGGAGGAACAUAACAUUGAAUUUAAGAGUAACUUGUGGGUUGCUGAAUCUUUUGCAACAAAAGGUAUAGUAAUAAAAGGUAUAAGACGCCAUGCUAGAGCCAGAGUUGGAACAGUACAUUAUAGAUAUUGCAAUUACUUUGUACGGUUGGAAGAAGGAAAACCACCGAAACACUAUUAUCAGAAUCCACCUAAAAGUGGUGAAGAAUUAUUACAAGAAUGGAUGACUAAUAUGCAUCACCGUAAAAUCGUCCAUACAUUGUAAUUCAUUACGUAUAAACUUACCCAUGUACAAAUAAACAAUUCUGUAAUCAUA
Osmia lignaria (orchard mason bee) is the source of this 822-nucleotide messenger RNA. It is a transcript of the gene mRpL22, whose product is annotated as mitochondrial ribosomal protein L22. Gene Ontology annotation, biological process: translation. NCBI's taxonomy places the organism in Eukaryota, Metazoa, Arthropoda, Insecta, Hymenoptera, Megachilidae. Gene Ontology annotation, cellular component: ribosome; mitochondrial large ribosomal subunit. Gene Ontology annotation, molecular function: structural constituent of ribosome. The record is from RefSeq and is a predicted model, not a curated record.